CCGGACUCUGAGCCGGGCGGAGCGUUUAUACGUUUGGAGGACAGGCUGGCGUCCUUGCAAAAAAAGCGAGACGGGCGCAGUGGAGUGGAGGUUCUUUUCCUUUAGGGAUGUGUGACUGUGAAAGGUAAGCAGGAUUGCAGCGGGCGCCUCUCAGAAAAUGAGACCGCCCUUGCAGAAGUAUCUGUCGCCGGAGGCGGCAAAGGGUAAACGGUUGAGCUAGGCCCUGCUAGGGUAUAACAACAGAAAUAACGAGUCUUUGAGCGCACGCAAAGUGCCCCUGUUUAGGGAAGUAGAUCUCUUACGUGAUGAAGCAAGGCUUGCCCAAACACCCAGAAUAUUUCAGGGCCUGGAGUCAGCCUGGCACAUUUAAAAUAAUUAGAAAGUGCAUUUGAGAAGGGGCAGAAUCCACAGAAUCUUAGCCAACUGAGUGGGCAGGGGGACACGAGGGACAGAUUUUUUCUUUUCUUAUUGUGACUAUUAUACAUGGGUGUAGUGAAGUGGGGACAGGGAGGGGCAGCUGGCCCCCCCAUAAAUAAAAAUCAAUAAAAAUACAUAGCAAACUGUGGUCCUUCCCCCCCCCCCCAAAUAAUGGCUACGCUCAGGCUGUUAUAUUUGGAGAUGUUCUAGUUCUGACUACUUGCCUUGUUUAGGAUCUGUGACUGAAAACUGAUGCCAGGUAUCUGAGCUGGACAGCCAUAAAACAGGGAGUCCCAAGCUUUCACCCAUGUUCCUGCACUUACAAUCUACCAGUGAUUAUUACAGUCUGGUUUGCUAAGCUAUGAUGUGAAUAAGCAAGUGUGCUGGUGCAGUGAGAAAAUCGUGCCUGCCUUGCUCCUCCUGUUCCUUUUGUGCCAUGGCUUUGUGUAACGUUUGAACCUGGGAUGAUGAUUUGUCUCGCUUCAAGCAAACCAUGAACUGUAACCAAUGUGUUUUUUGCCAGCUGCUCAUGGAUCGUUUGAGGGAAACACCACAAGCCUGGGUUCGGAUGUCAUGCUAAGCCACACCGUGUCUUAGGUAGUAUGUUGGGGAAGUAGCUAAGUGGCCAGGAUUUUCUCACUGUGGACUGCAUCCUUGCUAGUUCAUGCUAAACUAUAGCUUGGCUUAGUAUUAUGUGUGAAUGAGGCUAAUGCAUUGUGAAAGUACAAAGAAUGGGCUUGACAGCUGUAUUGAGAAUUUCUGGUAGCAAAAGAAGCUGAAUGGGAAGGAAAUGUAUGAGUUUUACCCACAGAUCUUUGUUUUAUUUUUCUCCCCAAGCUGAGAAGCAAGCAGCUAUAUUGAAGUGAAUAAAUUGUGUCUGUUGCAGCAAAGGUCUAGCUGCCCUACUCAGAGCUCAUUGUCCUGCAGAAGAUUGUCCUGCAGAAGUAUAAUUGUUGAGAGGGGGAAAUGACUUCUUCAAAGCCUUUGGCCAGGUUCUGGGAGUGGGGCAAGAACAUAAUCUGUGUGGGGAGGAAUUAUGCAGAGCAUGCCAAAGAGCUGAAGAACACCCUCCCAACUGAGCCACUCUUCUUUUUCAAGCCAUCAUCUGCCUAUGUCAGGGAAGGCUCUCCCAUCAUCCAGCCCUACUACUGUAAUAAGCUGCACCAUGAAGUGGAACUUGGGGUGGUGAUCGGGAAGAGAGCCCAGGCAGUUUCCCAGAAAACAGCAAUGGACCAUGUGGCAGGCUAUGCCCUCUGCUUGGACAUGACAGCCAGGGAUACCCAAGAAGAAUGCAAGAAGAAAGGGCUUCCUUGGACAAUGGCCAAAGGGUUCAAUACCUCCUGUCCAGUCAGUGACUUUGUGCCCAAAGAGAAAGUCCCAGAUCCACACCAGUUGAAGAUCUGGCUAAAGGUAAAUGGGGAGAUGCGGCAAGAAGGAGAUACAUCAGACAUGAUCUUCUCUAUCCCCUACAUCAUCAGCUACAUCAGUGGAAUUGUCACGCUGGAAGAAGGGGAUGUUAUCCUAACAGGAACUCCAAAAGGGGUUUCUGCUUUGCAAGAGAAUGAUGAAAUAGAAGCUGGGAUCCAGGGGGUGCUGAGCAUGCGGUUUCAAGUAGUUCGGCAGAAAUGCCGGCCUUGAUAGGGGAUGUUUCCUUUUACCUUAAGAACAGAUUCAAAUUGUAGAGCAAAGGGACACUAAACCAUUCCUUUCCUGUGGGACAGGGGAGACUGGGAGCUUAGAUUCUCCUUAUAUAGCAACCAAGUAAAAUUGGCUUUCCCCUCAUUCAGGUUCUAGCUUCUUCCACAUUGACAGACAGAGUGAGAGAAGGGCUGAGAGCCCAUCUUGUUGGGCAUUUGAUAUAUGCACAGUGUUCAGGCAUCACACUAAGCCCUAGCAUAAGAAGGACAAGUCACAACAAGCCUCAGGUUUGUACACUCUUUGCUCUCCUCUUUGGUUCUGGUGCAGCAGCAAGUAGUUCACUUUCAGUUUAGGUUAACUGCAGCUUGCUGUCAUCCAGACCCCCCAAAACUGGUUAAUCUUAACUAUGGUUUGUUGAACAAAGCACACUCCAAACCAUAGGUUAUGAAGCUGUUUUUUAAAAAACAAACAAUAGUUAACAUUAACGUGGUUCAGAGAACACACUAAACUAUGGUUUGAAAGUGAAAGCUUCCAAAUUAUUGAGGGAUGUGCCGUAGGAAGAGGAGGAAACAUGCAAGCUUAUACUCACUGUGGCUUAUACUUGUCAUCAUAAACCAUUGUGUGGCCUUUCUGAAAAGCGCAGCCAAAGAAUGUAAGAAUUAUUCUUUUCUACCAGACUAGACUGCUUUUAUAGAGUUCAACAGGGAAAAUUAUAUUAAAAUAUACACAUACAAAAUGGAAAUAUGGUGAAAUUUAGAAUAUAUUUUGUAAUGAAGUCUGAUGCAACUGUAUACUAAGGUGUAAAUAAAACAAAACUUCUAUCUACUUGCCUCAAUAAAUUUCAGACACCCUGUAUCAUGUGACUGUUGUCUGUGAAAUAAAAAAACUUGGCAUUUAUAGUGUUCAAUGUACUUAAUCUUAUUUUGUCUGAAAUCCCACAGAACACAGUUCCUGCUUUUCAUAUAAUAUAAAAUUGAAAGAAAUAGGCUCACAGAAAAAAACAUAAAUUUCAUAAGUAUAUUUUUACUCAAAUAUGUUAUACAUGGAAUGAAAACUUUGUUUUAAAAAGAAUGUAGAUCGUAUAUCUAGGUCUCUUGAGUCAGACUAAGGCUGCCUUUGCCAGCCUUGUAAAUCCACCAUGUUUUGGACUAGGUCUCAUCAGUUCCAACUGUUGGGAGCUGGACACCAAUUUGGUGACGGAUGGACUAAGGUAAACUCUUCCUUAAAUGAUAGUACACAGUUUUAAAACAUGAAUGAUAAAGCACACUUUCUAGCAUCUUUGCAAUGAGAAUGCAACGCCCCCCCCAAUGUAAAUUCACCAUAUUACAACAACUUAGACUCCUUCCAGCUGUUCUGAAGCUGGGCAAGGUAGGUCUUUUCCAGGCAGAUUUUGACUGGCCUCCACAGGAUCUGCUAGUUUGCAAGAAAGCAAACUAACUCUCAGUCCGGUUCGUGAAUUGGGCGAAAUAAUAACCUAUUGAAGUAAAUUAGAUUUUUUUAAAAAAAAAAUACUUCUCCAAAAAAUACAGUUUGCAAGAAGAUAAUGCAACUUUAUAUAAAUUUAGAACUACAUAUUAUGUUGUGCAGUGGCAGUUUGAAGGAGAAGAUGGGCAGGAGAGGGCUAUUAGUCCUUCUGACCUUGUUUUCUCACAGAAAAUCUUCGCGCGCGCACGCGCGCGCACACACACACACACACACACUAGCUACUUUUAACUUCAUCCACUUGGAUGAGCAGUUACAUGCAGAAAUCUGUUAUCUACCAGAAAAUGUACAAGCUGACAAUUCCCCCACCUGCCCCUCCAAAGUUGGUUGGUGUUGCCUCCUGCACAACUUGCUGGAUAAACUGAUCUAUAUUAUUGGCAAUCAUAGAAAACGCCUUUUUCAAAUCUCAGUUCUUGAUUCACUAAAAGAAACUUUGAUAAUUCCACCAGAAGAUGUUAAUAGGGUGAGGGUUGUCAUGGAGAAUGGUGCUCAUUUAGGUGUGUAUUUCCUUAUUUCUGUACUUACUUUAAAAUAAAUUUUGCUUCGUUCUAGAAGAAGGUGCCAUUUUAGGGCUGUUUUUUGAGCCUCUGUCAGAGUCUGGAACUCCUGGACCUAAUGGAGUGACCACAACUUAAUUGAUAUGCAAUGCACACAAGCAUGAAGUGAAGCAUGAGUCAAAAGGAAGAUGAGUGUUUUCAGAAGUGCAUACAUACAGUAGGUUCACAGCAAAACCAAGCAAGCCUUGAAGGGUCUUGAAAGAUCAGUAAAUUUAUUGUAGCAUAACUUUUUGGGGGCUAGAGUCUAUUUCAUCAGAUGCAGUACUGGUGCAAUGCAUUAAACCUCAGGCUCUCGAUUGGUUCUAAACACAACCUGAACCAUAAACCUGAGUAGAAGAGAUCAAUUUCUAAUACAUUCUUACCGUGCAGCCUAAAGCUUCUUCAGCCACUGUGUCUGAAAGAUUGCAAGAAUGGAGAGUGCCUGUGUGGUCUGUCAGAUCAACUAGUACAUCAAAGCUGGCAAAGAGUAGUGUGGCAUCUGAGGAGGAGACAAAGCUGCUACAGAAGGAGCAUGAGUUUGUUCUUUCAUUGACCACAUAGUGGCACUUGCUACUGCAGAAAAGAAAAGAGGGCAAGAUUUUAAAUGAAUGAACGUGUGUUUAGUUAUUACGCAUCUAACAUACCUAUUCAUUAUAUCUGAUGAAAUUGUCACAUUGUUUUUAUAUGCUUUUUGUUUAUGAGUGUACAAUAAUAGAAUGUAUAAUAUAGAAUAGACAUGCUAUCUUGGCUCAAAGGCAAGAAAGAAGGAUGACUGAAGAGCAAAGAAUCUUUGGACAUGCAAGUUAGAUAAGGUUAGAGUACUUCAGAAAAGGCUUUGAUGCUGAGUUAGGAGGAAAAAGUGGUUUGAGGAAUAGAGAGAUUGACGUUUUUCAAGCUGAUUUGGAAUGGGAGUGAGGAGCAGGAUAAAUGUCCAGGACACUUAAUGAGGUGCUUACCAUCUGUUUCGUAUUAUUUUAGUUGUCUCAUUAUCAAUAUUCAGCGUAGAAAUGUAGGCAAAAAUAAUGCCAUAGAAAGGUUCCAAUUUUCCCUCAUUUUGCAAAGCUUUAAUCUUUAAUUGCUCCACUGUAUAAACAUCAACUAUUGCCUGUACUAAAGAUAACAGUAAAAGAAGUAAGAUUGUCUUUUAAAAAAGGGACUUGAUCUGAAGUUUAAAGACAGAAAAAAACUUCCCACUGACUAGUGGACUUUGGACUUCAAUAAAAUAUAGUUUACCAUAAGAAAAAAACAUUUAAAAUCAUAAUAUGUCAUUGGACAGAAAAGACUCUGUUAUUCAUUUGUAUUAUAACCAGAACAGUUAAACUUUAAUUAAUUUUUAUGAUUUCCCAGACUGAAGUCCACUCUUUAUUCUCUGAGCCAUGAUAGCUGAACACUUCCCUGUUUAUAGCAUACUUCCCAGUUAAUAGUUCUCAGAAUGGCACGCAGCAUCAAAUGGAUUGUACAUGAGAACUUUUAACAUACAUUUGCUUCUGAAGUAUGUGGCAAUAACUUUGAAUACAUGCUGUCCUUAAAAAAAUCCCAGUAAACAAAAAAGUUAGCCUGUGUUCUGAGAACUGUUUGCAUUUAGAAGGGUAAAUCCAGAAUUGAGGCCUUAAGCAAUAUAUAGCAGUCUAUCAGAUUAUUCAGAUACCUGAAUCUAGAACCAUGGAAGGCACCACGUUGAGCUGCAUGAAAUGGAAGUCCACCAGCCUUAGAAAAGCUCAUACCAAGAACAAACUUAGUUGGUCUCUAAGGUGCUACUGGACAAUUUUUAAAAAAAUUUCUAUCAGAUUAAAGGACUACUUGGUAAACACUCACCAUUUAUGGAAUCUCUGAAAUGAUCUCCCAUUUCAUCAUCCAAAUCUAACAUUUCUGCACUUUCUCUUAUAAAGUUGUGUAGACUGAUUGCUUCUGGUGUAUCUUGAAAAAAUAUUUUUCAAAGCAGUAUUAAUAAAGGUAAACUUGCAUAAUGCC
This is a messenger RNA of Podarcis lilfordi (Lilford's wall lizard), 6044 nucleotides long. NCBI's taxonomy places the organism in Eukaryota, Metazoa, Chordata, Lepidosauria, Squamata, Lacertidae. The record is from the annotation of a GenBank genome assembly.